This is a messenger RNA of Arthroderma uncinatum, 2811 nucleotides long. RefSeq lists its product as uncharacterized. The record is from RefSeq and is a predicted model, not a curated record. The transcript is spliced from 3 exons. The coding region runs from base 1 to 2811 and encodes 936 amino acids. Lineage: Eukaryota; Fungi; Ascomycota; Eurotiomycetes; Onygenales; Arthrodermataceae.
AUGGCACCAAUGGCACAGAAGCUGGACGAUGAAAUUCCAGCUCUUGAAACUUGGAAAGUACUCCCUCUAGCUGAAGUUUUAGAUACAACUUCAGGCGCUUCGCCAUACCCAUCCACGGUAUCAUAUGAUGAUAUUAAAAAUGACCACUGUCUCAUACUGCAUUCUUCUGGGUCAACUGGGGACCCGAAACUUGUGUACAUGACACAUGGAACGUUUUCUGUCACGGAUAAUGAUACCUACAUGCCAGUGCCAGAAGGACGAAGGGCACAGAACGCUGCACAGUUCAACUUUGAGGAUUCAGGUCGCUUCUACUCUUGCUUCCCCCCAUACCACAUGGCUGGUGUACAAGCCUAUAUCAUCCUUCCAACAUUUUCUAAAACGGCUACAGUUGUGAUGGGGCCGGCCAUGACCCCUCCAAGCGGCUUUCUACUAUCGGAAAUAAUGAAACAGCAGCAUCUCCGAGGAUUUUAUGUCCCACCGUUCAUAAUUCAACAGUGGGUUGCGGAACCCGAGGCAUUGGAGCAAGCCAAAGGGUUAAAGUUUGUUUUGUAUGGAGGUGGCCCAUUGUCGUCUAACGUCGGCAACGCAUUGAGUAAAGUCACAGAUGUUUGCCAAAUGUAUGGAUCGUUGGAGCUAGGCCAGGUUCAAAUGCUUAUUCCACUGCCUGGCCAAUGGGAAUAUCUCGAGCCGAAUCCGUACGAGGAGUGUGACAUGCAACAUAUUGAAGAUGGCCUCUAUGAAAUGGUGUUGCAUCAUGAUGCAAAAUUCCAUUCGCACCGGUCUGUUUCGCACAAUUUCCCUGAUGUCAAGACAUGGCGGACGGGAGAUCUCUUUACGCGGCACCCCUCAAACCCGAGCCUAUUGCGCUUUCAUUCCCGCAUUGAUGAUAUGAUCGUUCUCUCUAGUAGUCACAAAUUACGACCCCUUGAGAUGGAAACUCUUAUUCAAGGUGACCCUUUGGUGGCUGGGGCUCUCAUUGUCGGAACUGGGAGGCCAGAACCUCUGCUCAUCAUCGAACCCAGAUCGCACGAAAUCCUAGCGAACGAUUUGAUUGAUCGAAUUUGGCCCGCAGUUUGUGAGGCUAACUCUAUCGCCCCAUCCUAUGGAGUGAUAAGCCGCUCGAGGAUAAUUGUUGCCAGACCCGGCGCUCCCUUUAUCCGAGCCCCCAAAGGGACUAUUGUGAGGCGGUCGACCGAGGCUCUAUAUCGCGAUGGUAUUGAUCAGGCGUAUUCGGAAGAAGAAUCUAAGGACAACCAUAACGGGACUCUACAAAUAAUCUCUACCGAGAUGGUGAAAGAAUAUAUCCGCUCAACGCUUGGAAAAAUUUGCCCCAACGUCAAGCUCGACGAUAGCGAUAAUAUAUUUGCUAUGGGUGUGGAUUCCCUAAGAGUUGUCGAACUCUGUCGAAAACUAAAGUCUGGCUUGUCAAGAAGAGUACAUGCUAAUGUUCCUGACAUUUCACUUCGAAUGGUAUACACAAACCCUUCUAUAAACGAACUAGCCAAUGCCAUUAUGUCCUCUACGACCCAACCGUGCAAACAGCAACCAGCCAGUGAAUAUCCCGCCAUCGGCGCGAUGCAAAAUAUUGUGGAAGAAUUUGCCUCUAGUCUCCCACCGCCAAAGGGAAUACCAGAAAAGAAGCUUUCCAUAGUCUUAAUCGGACCACGCGGCAGAUUGGGCCCUAAUAUCGUCAAGUUUUUACUCCAGUCCAGUCAUGUGGGUAGUGUUCACUGCUUAAAUAGGGGCGAAAAUGGAAGAGAACGCCUUCGUUGCCUCAUAUCUGAGACAGGACCAAAAUUUGAUGUUGAUGAUCCCCGUCUACAUUUUUACAAUUCGAAAGUCGGGGAAUCGAAUUUUGGCCUCUCUCCUGAGGAUACGGUAGUAGCCCUUGACGGCGCCGACGUUAUCAUCCAUAAUUCAUGGAAGGUAAACUUUGGAUGGACGUUGGAUUCAUACAAGGACGAGCUAAUACGCAGCGUCCGCGUCCUUGUUGAUGUCUCUGCGCGAGCCAAACAAUCCCCUCGAGUGGUAUUUAUAUCAUCCACAUCGUCUGUUCAAGAUUGGGGUAGAAUAUUUCCUGGUGUGCCUGUCACUGAAGAACCCGCUCCAUCGUGGGAUGUUGCCUCUCCAUUAGGCUACGGACAAUCUAAGCAUGUCGCAGAGCGGAUAUUAACCAUUGCAUCUAAAAAACUAAAUAUCCCGGUUACUAUCCUGCGUCUUGGGCAAGUGGCUGGCCCGACAACUUCUACCAUUGCGGGUAGUUGGCCGAUAGAUGAAUGGCUCCCAACCCUGGCCAUGAUUUCUAAGUCUAUCAGCUUAAUACCUAACGACCUUCCUGCGAUUGAUUGGAUUCCGGUUGAUACUAUGGCUGAAAUUAUCUGCGAAAUAUCUCUGAAUCAAAUUCCACUAGCACCUCAACUACAGAGCCAUAUCAAAAGGCCAUGGAAGUCCCAACAAAGCGAGCAGUUACUCCAAGUCUUCAACAUUGUAAACCCCAAUCUAACUCCCUUUGCUGAUUUUGUGGAAACUUUACAAGGCCGCCUUGGCCCCGCGGUUAAACAGGCCGGCCUUAUUGAAUGGAUCCAGAUCUUAUCAGCAGCACUCAAAACGAUGUCAGAACGUGACGCCGACAUAUCACUAAAAAAUUUACCCUUCUUUCAGCUCCUUGCGGAAACUAUUACAGCCGGAUAUGCUUUUCAGCCUAAAUUUAACACAGACAAAGCUUGUAGUGCCAGCAUGGCUAUGUCUCAAAAGUUGGGGGGUGUUGACAAGAAAAUGAUUGCUCUGUGGUGUGAACAGUGGGGACUAUAA